AUGAAUUUGUACAAGCUAGCGGGCCGCGGGUCUAAUUUUUAACCACUUUAUCCCGGCUCGAACUUAACCGUCUCGGGGCCUUUUGGUGCUUAAGGUGUCCUCUGAAAAAACGAGCCGUGUUUCGGGUCCGAAUUCGAAUGGUAGCGUUAGCUUGAGGCAGGCGAAGAGAGACACCGGCAGACAAUACGCACCUCUUACAGUGUAUGUGUGGCAACAACAUGUCUGUGCCGCUGCUCGCCGAGGCCGUGACGGUGUCCGCGCUUGAGAAGGAGACCGCGGCGGUGAUCUUCCUUCAUGGGUUGGGAGACUCAGGGCAUGGGUGGGCUGACACUUUGUCGGGGAUCCGGCUGCCUCACGUCAAGAUCAUCUGCCCCCACGCGCCCCAAAUUCCCGUCACUCUCAACAUGAGGACCACGAUGCCGGCGUGGUUUGACCUCAUGGGUCUCAGCACCGACUCCCCAGAGGACGAAUCUGGGAUCAAGAGGGCAGCAGAAAACAUCACGGCCAUAAUCGAACAUGAGGCCAAAAAUGGGAUCCCCCCACACCGUAUAAUUCUCGGUGGCUUCUCUCAGGGUGGGGCCUUGUCCUUGUAUACCGCCUUGACCUGCCAGCAUCAGUUGGCUGGUGUUGUAGCCCUCAGUUGCUGGCUACCACUUCACAAGAGUUUCCCAUCGGCGUCAAGUGGCCACAAGAACCUCCCAAUCUUGCAGUGCCACGGUGAGGUGGACCCCAUGAUCCCCUUGCAGUUCGGUGACAUGACGGCGAAAAAACUCAAAUACAUAGUUAACCCUCAGAUGAUCACCUUCAAAACCUUCCCAGGGCUCUCUCACAGCUCCUCUCCUCAGGAGAUGGCGGCUGUGAAGGAAUUUAUCGAGAAGUAUUUGCCCCGAAUCUGACCUCACCUCAUCCCCACUGUGACCCCCCCUCCUCCCUCCUCCCUCCUCCUCCUCCUCCUCCUCCUCCUCCCGAGACACUGACCUCUCACCCCUGAUCUGCCAUUCUCCCACAGGAAACAGCCAUGAGCACCCCCCCAUCUUCCAUACACACACACACACACACACACACACAAGAUAACACGCAUGCACACACACACAUAUAAACACAGUAAUAGUCAUGAUUCGAUCCACACCGCUAAACAAAACAUGUGCUUCUCAUGCAAAUCCAGUCCAACAACUCUCAUACUGAAAACAGAUUUAUCAAUCACACUGAUCUGAUAAUAACAUAACCAAGUGCUCGCACUCACAAGUCUUAGCCUUCGGAGGGAGAAACACUGACUCACAAUACAUUCCCUUUGGUUUUAUUUAAACAACUGCUGUCUGUCGCCUCCACCUUAACCUCACCUUCUCUUCACUUUUACCUCAUUUUGCUUCAUCCAAACCUAUUUUUUUUUCUCAGCUAUCACAUCCUCCAUCACUUUCACUGCCAUGCCUUUCCCAUCUUGCAUUUUGCUGUGUCAGUUUGAGUGGGAAAACCAAAAAUAAGACCAAGUUGGAUGAGCAGGUAAACACCUAGCUGAUGCUGUCAGGCCUGGAUUUUGCCUUUUAUUCAUUUUUAUGUAAUAAAGGUGGGGGGGUUCAAUCUGAUGUAACUUUGACACAGAAUCUCAAGGCUUUCCAAUGUGCAACCAGUUUGAAAGAGGAAGAGCUUCUGGUUGGCUGCAGUGAGCGAAAGGACAGUGAUAAUAAAAUGUUUACUGUAUAAUUCACAACUUUAUUGACUACUGUUGUUAGCUUGUUAAGGAUGCUAGCUCCUGCAGUAGCUACAUAAACCUCCUGCUUUUUGCUACAUAAAACCAGUGACUUCCAUCAGGCUAAAUCUGGUCUGACAGCAGCUUCACUCCUCUCUGUUUGGAGUCUGACUCAGAUGCAGUGAUUUUAAAGCUGGGGCAGCUGUUUCUUUUUUUUUAAAUCACCAUCCAUUCCACCACCUACCACCCCCAUGACAGUGCCACCUGUGUGCAGCCUGUCCGGGUCUUGAAUCUCGAUCGCUUAACUACGACCGGCCCUUUUAUUGAUGUACCAGCACCCCCGGGGGCCUCACAUUUCUUUUGUUUUAAUGGAGUGUGAUAAGAUAUCUUGAAUUAUAUGAAGAAAUUCCAAUUGAAAUAAAAAGAAAACUAAUCAAUCGA
Molecule: messenger RNA, 2128 nt
Organism: Lates calcarifer (barramundi perch)
Lineage: Eukaryota; Metazoa; Chordata; Actinopteri; Centropomidae
Gene: lypla2
Product: lysophospholipase 2
Exons: 10
Coding region: 204-896 (230 amino acids)
Biological process (GO): protein depalmitoylation
Cellular component (GO): cytoplasm
Molecular function (GO): carboxylic ester hydrolase activity; palmitoyl-(protein) hydrolase activity
Source: RefSeq, a predicted model, not a curated record